Molecule: messenger RNA, 818 nt
Organism: Ochotona princeps (American pika)
Lineage: Eukaryota; Metazoa; Chordata; Mammalia; Lagomorpha; Ochotonidae
Product: high mobility group nucleosome-binding domain-containing protein 3
Exons: 6
Biological process (GO): chromatin organization
Cellular component (GO): chromatin; nucleus
Molecular function (GO): nucleosomal DNA binding
Source: RefSeq, a predicted model, not a curated record
UCACCAGAGAAUACAGAGGGCAAAGAUGGAUCCAAAGUCACUAAACAGGAGCCCACAAGGCGAUCUGCCCGAUUGUCAGCAAAACCUGCUCCACCCAAACCUGAGCCAAAACCAAGGAAAACAUCUGCUAAGAAAGAAGCUGGAGCAAAGAUUAACAGAGGCGCUAAAGGGAAGAAGGAGGAAAAGCAAGAAGCUGGAAAGGAAGGUACUGCACCAUCUGAAAAUGGUGAAACUAAAGCUGAAGAGAUCCACAUCUCUCGCUCAACUGUUAAUGUCUCAACCUCCAGAAGUACCCCACCCAGCACAUUGUCAGUAAAGGGGCAGAUUGAAACAGCUCAGAAAACUGAAUCUGUAGCUAACGAGGGAAAAUGAAUGGUCAUGGAAAAUUGGGGUUGAUUUUUGUGUACCUCUUCAGACAACUUUUAAAAGCUAUUUUUACCGAGUAUUUUGUAAAUGCUAAUUUUUUUAGGACUCUACUAGUUGUCAUACAAAAAUAUAUAAGGGUGGACAUUUUACCCUCUGAUAGUCAUGCUUUUUGGAAAUUUCCAUCAUUCUCAAGUAAAAUAAAUAUCAAUUUAAUAUUGGAAGCUGUGUGUAAAAUUGAUUUAGCAUUCCAUGCACUUGCUUUAAAGUUUUAGUCCCGUGCAUACUGUGGUGUUUUUACUGUGCAUAUUUGAAUUUUUCAUGCAGUUUUUCUAGAGCAAUAAUCAGUGGUGCUUUUGUACCUAGGUUUUAUGUGAUUUUAAUGAAACAUGGAUAGUUGUGGCCACCUGCUGACUACUUGUGGUUUAAAAUAAAAGGUUUUUUUUGUCUGCAAA